CUCUCGCGUCCAGACGGCAAAUUCCAGUAUUUAAGCGCGCCACCUCCAUCUCCGCUUUAUUUUCUCUCAACAACUCCCCUUCGAUCCAUCCGCUGCCGAUUGAGUCCAUAUCAUCAUCAUCAGUUCCAAAAGAGGGAAAAACAAGUGAUGGAGCACGGCGAGCAGGAGCAGCACGCCAUGGACCUGCCGCCGGGCUUCCGCUUCCACCCCACCGACGAGGAGCUCAUCACGCACUACCUGGCCAAGAAGGUCGCCGACGCCCGCUUCGCCGCCCUCGCCGUCUCCGUCGCCGACCUCAACAAGUGCGAGCCCUGGGACCUGCCAUCGCUGGCUAGGAUGGGGGAGAAGGAGUGGUACUUCUUCUGCCUCAAGGACCGCAAGUACCCGACGGGGCUCAGGACCAACAGGGCCACCGAGUCCGGCUACUGGAAGGCCACCGGCAAGGACAAGGACAUCUUCAGGGGCAAGGCCCUCGUCGGCAUGAAGAAGACGCUCGUCUUCUACACCGGGAGGGCGCCCAAGGGCGACAAGUCCGGCUGGGUCAUGCACGAGUACCGCCUCAACGCCAAGCUCCACGCCGCCAGCACCAGCCGCGGCUCCCUCUCCGGCGGCAGGGCCGCAUCGUCCAGGAACGAGUGGGUGCUGUGCAGGGUGUUCAAGAAGAGCCUGCUAGGCGGCGUAGUGUCGUCGGCGCCGGCGUCGUCAGCAGCAAAGAAAAGCGGCGUGGGGACGAUGGAGGAGAUAGGGUCCUCCGUGGCCGCCGUCACCCCGCUCCCUCCGCUCCUGGACAUGUCCGGCUCCGGCGCCUCCUUCGUCGACCCGGCGGCGCACGUGACCUGCUUCUCCAACAACGCGCUGGAGGCGGGCCAGUUCUUCAACCCAACGGCGACGGGCGGCUGCGCCACGGACACGGACCACCACGGCCUAGCCUCAUCGUACUCCCCGUUGGCAAGCUUCACGCAGUACGGGGGCCAGCUGCACCACGGCGUGAGCCUGAGCCUGGUGCAGCUCCUGGAGAGCAGCGGGUACCACCGCGGUCUCGCCGACGACAUGGCGCCGUGCGGCAAUCAGCAGCAGCAGCCGGCGGCGUGUAAGGGCGAGCGGGAGAGGCUGAGCGCGUCGCAGGACACCGGGCUCACCUCCGACGUGAACCCCGAGAUCUCUUCCUCCUUCGGCCAAAAGUUCGACCACGAGCCCGCGCCGUGGGGCUACUGACCAAGCAAGCUCUCCGCAUGCACCGCGUUCGUGGCGAAGGAUCGAUCGAUUAUUAGCGCAUAUACCGGUGCUUGACUACUGUAAAUAAGCCCGCGAGGGAUCGAGCUAGCACCGUUAAUUAGCUUCAUUGUGGUGUGAUCUGUAUAGUUGUAGAUUAAUCAGCAGUGUGGUGAUUUGGGGGGUGUAAUUAGCAUUAUUGUAUUGGGAUCCAUCAAUAUACUACGUAGUAUAUUUCAUUAUCAUUUUGCCAGGUUAUGAUCAA
This is a messenger RNA of Triticum dicoccoides, 1477 nucleotides long. RefSeq names its product NAC domain-containing protein 92-like. Gene Ontology annotation, biological process: regulation of DNA-templated transcription. The transcript has 4 exons. NCBI's taxonomy places the organism in Eukaryota, Viridiplantae, Streptophyta, Magnoliopsida, Poales, Poaceae. Gene Ontology annotation, molecular function: DNA binding. The record is from RefSeq and is a predicted model, not a curated record. Bases 148 to 1215 code for a protein of 355 amino acids.